Messenger RNA from Closterium sp. Naga37s-1, 2682 nucleotides. The record is from the annotation of a GenBank genome assembly. NCBI's taxonomy places the organism in Eukaryota, Viridiplantae, Streptophyta, Zygnematophyceae, Desmidiales, Closteriaceae.
AUGUGGGCUGUGGGCGGCAGACCCUUCACUUACCCGCCCAAUGUCGGCUAUCCCAUUGGCCCCGGAUACUUCACCAAGUUCGUGCUGCAGGUGCAUUUCACGAACCCCAAGGGCCGGCCGGACCUGAUCGGCAGCUCCGGGCUGUACCUGACGCUGGCGCCCUCCCUGCGUCCCAUGGACGCAUCCAUCAUGCUCACGGGCCCUGUGGCCUACGAGUACCUCAUUCCCCUCAAAACCUUCCCUAAUCCUUGCCCUUCCGCACCCCACCUUUCCCCCUUUCAGGUGCAUUUCACCAACCCCAAGGCGCGAGCUGAUCUCGUUGACAACUCCGGGCUGUACCUGAAGCUCGCCCCGUCCCUCCGUCCCAUGGACGCGUCCAUCAUGCUCACGGGCCCCGUGCCCUACGAGGGCCGCAAUGAUCUGAUCGACAACUCCGGGCUGUACCUGAAGCUCGCCCCGUCCCUCCGUCCCAUGGACGCGUCCAUCAUGCUCACGGGCCCUGUCGCCUAUGAGUAUCUCAUCCGCAUCCCCCCCGCCAUGCCCUCGUGGACGCAAGUCAGCACGUGCCCGGGCGAGUGCACUGCUGCCGUGUUCGGGAACGAGAGUGUGAAGAUCAUUGGGUCUGUGCUGCACCUUCACACUCUUGGGAGGCAGGUAAGGCCGCGAGAAGACUGUUACAGAGGUCAGGUGCACUGGACGGUGGUCAGCACGUGCCCGGGCGAGUGCACUGCCAAGGUGUUCGGGAAUGAGAGUGUGAAGAUCAUUGGGUCUGUGCUGCACCUUCACACGCUGGGGCGACAGUUGUACACGGAUGUGUUCAGGCGGGGCAGCAAGGUCGCAACUAUCAACCGCCAGGACUAUUACGACUUUGCAUCGCAGCAGUCCAUCCCCACCACGCCGGAGUUUGAGCUGCUGCCAGGGGACGAGCUGCGCACCUCGUGUGUCUGGGACUCCACUGCUCGCACCAACGUGACGCUGGGAGGGCCAUCCACGGAGGACGAGAUGUGCAUUGACUACCUCGUGUACUACCCGGCACGUCAGGGCCAAGCCCUGCAGGAUCACAUUUACCUCCACACGCCCCUCACACUCAGCAGCAUUGCAAACCGGCCUGCCCCCACUCCCUGCUGCUCCACCUUGUCACGCACCCACCCCUUGUUGUCCCCCCUUCCUCCUCCCCCCUCUCUCCCCUCCCCUGCGCACCACCCCUUUCCCUCAACCCUUGGCAGGACUCAGGCAUCUCUGGCAGACAUUCCCUCGGACACCGUCUCUGCACUGCUCUCCUCCCCCGCAACACCUGCACCUGCUGCUGCCCUCCCUCCUCCUGCCGCUGCUGCUUCACCCCCUACCGCCCCUGGCAAGGCAGCACAAGCAUCGGGACUUGCUCUCUUCCUCACCUACAAGCUCACCACCCAGGCCGGCACCCACCCCUCCUCUAAGCCCCACCUCCUCACCGCCAACCCCUGCCCCUCCUCCUCCUCCACCACCUCCACUGCCACCGCCGCCUCUCUCGCCCUCGACCCGGCUCUCUCGGCUCAGCUCGGCUCCUCUCUCACAGCCAAUCCCCUCAACGCCACCGCGGGCGCCGCUGCUGGAGCCUCAGCCAGCCUUCUUAACACCUCCGCGGGUGUUGGUGCCACAGUGGGGGCGUCUCUUCCCAACGGAACGGUGGAUGCGGCAGGAGGUGUCUCGGCUUCUACCAGCCUGAUGGGCACAUCUGCUGGUGUUGGCGCUACCAUUGGAGCGUCUCUUCCCAACGGAAUGGUGAACACAGCAGGAGGUGUCUCGGCGUCUACCGCGCUGCUCAACACAUCUGCAGGGGUGGGCGCUGGUGCCGUCGUCUCUCUCCCCAACGGCUCUGUCGCUGCAGCGGGUGAUCUCUCUGCUUCCACCGCCCUCCUCAACACAUCCGCUGGUGUUGGCACCACCGUUGGCGUCUCCCUUCCCAACGGCACUCUCUCAGGAUCCGGUUCUCUCGCUGCCUCCACCGGCCUCCUCAACACAUCCGCCGGGGUAGGAGCCACGGCCGGGGUCUCCCUUCCCAACGGCACUGUCGGUGCAACGGGCGGCGUUGCUGCGUCCACGGGGCUGCUCAACACGUCUGCUGGUGUUGGCGCCAGCAUUGGCGCUUCCCUUCCCACCGGCUCUGCCUCAGCAGCAGGAGGCCUCACUGCCUCCUCCAGUCUCCUCAACACGUCAGCCGGCGUGGGAGCAGGAGUGGGCGUGUCUCUCCCCAAUGGCUCUCUCUCCGGCUCUGCCUCCCUUGGAGCCUCCUCCCCUCUCCUCAACACCUCAGCCGGAGCCGGUGCUGCCGUCAACGCAGGCUCGGGCGGCAUCAACGCCAACCUCAGAGCCUCGGCGAACCUUGGAGGCUCGGUCUCCGGCCUCAUCUCCGGCGUGGGCGGGGCUGUGGGGAGCCUCGUUGGCUCGGCGGGGAACAUGGCAGGCUCGGUGGUAGGCUCGGUGGGCAACAUGGGAGCCUCGGUUGCAGUCUCUCUCUCCCCGAUUGCGGUGCUGAGCGGUGCGUGGGUGGGUACCAGUGGUGGCACCUACGCCAUGGUCGGGCAGACUCGAGUGUCGGCAGCGCUGGCGUCUGCCCUCGUGACCCGCAUGUCCACCAACAUGCCUAUCUUCCUGCACGUGCGCGUCGGGGCACAGGGCACCCUUGUGGCCAGGAUGGAGUAG